CAGAGUCUGGCGCCAAUAACCGCACCCGCCAAAAUCUCCGUCCAUAUAAUCACAUCUCCAACCUCCCAAUCUCCAUCCCUCAUCCUCCUACAUCUCUCUUUCUCUCUCUACUCGAUUUGUUCUUCCGAAAUUACACAAUGAUGACUCCUGUGAAGAAAAGCUCCGCCAUUAGGCCUGUAGAGUUCUACGGAAACUCCCUUCCCCGUCCUCGUUUCUUCGACAACCCUAAGUUCAACUCUCACCGCGUUGAUCCGCCGCUUUCUGUGCUCGACCCGCUUCUCUCAUGGGCCAGAGAGGCCCACUGGUCCAUGGGUGGUCUCAACUUCAGGCGCCUCCGUCUCCAGGGCCGGAUCGAAGGAAACGUCGACAAGCUCCGUGCUCAACUCGAGAAAUCCACUCCGACGAAACUCGAAUCUGGAGAUUCCGACAAGAAGAAGAAGAGAUCUGAUUACGAUUACGAUUCUCCCCCUGCGGCUCCUGUUGCUGUGAAACGAAGAAGGUACAUAGAUCUGAACGCUGACGACGAUGACGAGGAGAUCGGAUCGGAAGAUGAAGGUGUGGCUAGGAUCAGGAGGAAACUCUCUGAUGAUUUCGAUAGAGUCGCUGGAGAGAGCAAGAUCGAAGUUGUUAAAGCUGGUAAGAAAUCAAUUGAAUCGGGUUCAGAGGGGAAGAGAUUGAAGGAGAAGAAGACCCAAAAGGUUGAAGAGACAAGUUCGCCGAGGACUUCUCCAAGAUUGGCCAAGCCUAGUUCGCGUUAGUGUUUUUUUUUAUUUAUUUAGCAUUGUCGAAGAUCUUUCUCUCUAGCCUUUAGAUGUAAGGGUACAGGUCAUGAAAUGAAACUUAGUUUUUGGAA
Brassica napus (rape) is the source of this 853-nucleotide messenger RNA. RefSeq lists its product as uncharacterized. The transcript has a single exon. The coding region runs from base 138 to 758 and encodes 206 amino acids. NCBI's taxonomy places the organism in Eukaryota, Viridiplantae, Streptophyta, Magnoliopsida, Brassicales, Brassicaceae. The record is from RefSeq and is a predicted model, not a curated record.